Molecule: messenger RNA, 711 nt
Organism: Terrapene triunguis (Three-toed box turtle)
Lineage: Eukaryota; Metazoa; Chordata; Testudines; Emydidae
Product: Xg glycoprotein (Xg blood group)
Exons: 8
Coding region: 1-711 (236 amino acids)
Biological process (GO): positive regulation of neutrophil extravasation; homotypic cell-cell adhesion; T cell extravasation
Source: RefSeq, a predicted model, not a curated record
AUGGCCUAUGGCUAUGACCCGCACGCUAGCUGCUUACGCUGUCUUGGGGAAACCCAAGUCAGUGACCGCUGCAAAAUUUGCAGAUCAUUUAAGCCUUGGACUAAGAAGGAGCAGGACAUGCGGCUCCAAGCCAUAUUGAUGGAGUCGGCCCUAACCCUGACACCACUCUGCCUCUCCGAGUUGGCACCGAGCACCGUAGCAUCGGUGCACGGCAACCCAAUGGUGCCUUCCACCAGCCAGCACCACUCCCCAUCCACAGGGCACUCUAAGAAGAUGAAGAAGCAGUCUUCUCUGUCAAGGCACCAGGGCAAGGCUGGGGGUCAAGGUGAUUUUGAUUUAUCGGAUGCUCUUGAUCAUCCAGAGGAAACAAUUACCAAGAAGCCUCCACCGGCUACCAAAAGGCCAGUGUUUGAUGAUCAUCCAAAACCUCACCCACGUCCUCCUCACAAGCCGCAGCCGGGAAGCUAUGGCAAUGAUGACCGCUUCAGUGACUUAGAUCUCAAUGAUGGGAAACCUCUACCCCCAAGGCCCGCAGGAGAAAAGGAGAGUAAUGUCAAUCAUGGUGGAAACACUGAUUCUGGAGUAAUUGCUGGAGUUACGUCACCUGUGAUUUCUGUGCUUGUGCUGUUAGUUGUUGGAACAGUAGCUGGUUACACAGCUUACAAGAAGAAGCAACUCUGUUUUAAAGCUAAUGGUGGGACAACUGUGUAA